Molecule: messenger RNA, 2798 nt
Organism: Heteronotia binoei (common prickly gecko)
Lineage: Eukaryota; Metazoa; Chordata; Lepidosauria; Squamata; Gekkonidae
Product: histone-arginine methyltransferase CARM1-like
Exons: 13
Coding region: 391-1800 (469 amino acids)
Biological process (GO): peptidyl-arginine methylation
Molecular function (GO): protein-arginine N-methyltransferase activity
Source: RefSeq, a predicted model, not a curated record
AGGUGUCACUCCAUACAAUGCUAAGAGCAGUGUUUGCCCGAAGCAUGUAGGCAGCCACUUACGCUCAUUUUAUGUUUGUAAAUUGUGCUUGGCUGCUGGGAUUUUUACAGGGGAGUAGGAGAAAAAAGAGCCUGAUUUGCUGCAAAUGCCAGAAAGAGCUAGGAGGCGUCUCAGAUGGGGAGCUUUCUUUAUCAGGGAAGCCCAGCCAGCAUUUGCGUCGUUCCCAAUCUCUCCGCCGUUUUCCUCUCGGUGUGUUCUUUCCCUAGUUGCUCGCGUGAGGGAUAAGGAGGCCAGAGGAGGAGCUGCUGCCAUCUCCGCCGCUGCCGUAAGGAUCAAGCCUCUAGCUGUGCGCGGCUGGCUGGCUGGCUGGCUGGCCUAAGGGAGGAAUCCAUGGCUACUCCACCGCCUCGGCUUCUGCAGUGCAGCGUGAAGCUGCUUUUCCUCAGCGAGGAACAGCUCCUGGAGGGGCUGCAUCUCUCCAACCCCAGUCAGAAAGCUUUCCAGCUGGAGGUGCUGCCGCGAGAGGAGGUCGCCGAUAUGACUGUGACAGACGCUGAGGGAGUCUGUGUGUUUAAAUGUUUGGUUAACAAAGAUACAGAGUACUGUCGUGUUGGAAAAGAGUCUGUUUUGAUAACACUUGGGUACACCAGUGCCUUACUCCAGUUCAGGUCACAUUCUGAAUAUAGCUUGUUUUCAAAUGCACUCAAGAACUGCAGGAAUCAAAAGAAGGAGCACUCUGUGUUCAAUCAGAGAACAGAAGAAGCCUCUGCAGCUCAAUAUUUUCAGGUAGCAGUCCAUUGCAUCACAAUCCUAUCAGAGUUUUAUGGCUGCCUGUCCCAACAACAGAAUAUGAUGCAAGAUUUUGUAAGGACAGCCACGUAUCACAGAGCAAUACUACAGAACCACAUAGAUUUUAAAGACAAGGUGGUCUUAGAUGUUGGCUGUGGAUCAGGAAUCCUUUCAUUUUUUGCUGUGCAAGCUGGAGCUAGAAAAGUCUACGCUGUUGAAGCUAGCUCUGUGGUCAAAUAUGCAGAGAUUCUAGUGCGCAGUAACAAUCUUGGUGAUAAAAUCAAUGUUCUGUCAGGAAAAAUUGAGGAAAUCUCUCUUCCUGAGAAUGUAGAUGUUAUUGUUUCUGAACCAAUGGGUUAUAUGCUGUUCAAUGAGAGGAUGCUGGAAAGUUACCUUCACUCAAAAAAGUGGUUGAAGUCAAAUGGAAUGAUGUUUCCAACAUUUAGUGACAUUCAUUUGGCUCCUUUUUCCGAUGAACAGCUCUACAUGGAACACUACUCCAGAGCCAAUUUUUGGUAUCAACAGUGUUUUUAUGGGGUCAAUCUGUCCAGCCUCCGCAAUGCAGCUGUGGAUGAAUAUUUCAGGCAACCUAUUGUAGACACAUUUGACGUUAGAAUUCUGAUGGCCCGGACAGUAAAAUACACUGUCAACUUUACAGAAGCAGAAGAAGAAGAUUUGCACAGAGUGGAAAUCCCCUUUGUUUUUCAAAUGAUGCAAUCCGGGCUAAUCCAUGGCUUGGCAUUUUGGUUUGAUGUGGCAUUUGUCGGUUCACUGGUAACAGUUUGGCUAUCAACUGCUCCAACAGAACCUCUGACUCAUUGGUAUCAAGUACGCUGCCUUCUUCAAACACCUCUCUUUGCCAAAGAAGGAGAAACUCUUUCAGGAAAAGUCCUGUUUGUAGCAAAUAAGCGGCAGAGUUACGACAUCCAGAUUGUUGCUGCAGUGGAUGAGACUGGCUUUAAGUCAGGCAAUGUCCUUGAUUUAAAGAAUCCAUUUUUUAGGUAUGCUUAGAUUAUGCUUGUAUUUUCCUGCUGGAAGAAAAAAUGGGAUUUACAAUCAAACCAAGAAGCCUCUGAAGUUAAAAGUGUGAAUACAGGACAUGCUCCUUCAUCUGUGAAACCUAACUGUACAUAUCUUAAAAGAAAUAUUUUAUGCAAACUGUAUAAUAUGGAGGUAUUAGUGGAGUUCCACCUUUUCAAACUAGCAGCCAGAUCUUAAACAUGUCCAUUUGCCAAGUAUUUCAUUUUGUGUUCAAUGGUACUUUCCUGGUAAUGCAUUUACUUUGAAAUCUCUUCCACUGAAAACACUGGGACUGAGAAAAUGUGUAAAAUGUGUAUAGGAAUAGAGUGCCACAGCCUCACAUUAUCAAAUGGUUUAUUUUCUUUGUUCCAGUUGCUCAGAAUUGUGCCAUGGUCUGUCUCUUGACCCAAACAAUGACUGUUCUUUUGAUUUUUUUUUUAAAUUGCAAACUAGUUUGGCAGAUUGCUAAGGAGGUAUAAAGCAAUGUGACCGCAAACCAGGGCUCCCAGGCUCUAGUGCCCUACCUCCUGCAUCGCUGGGGCAAUGACUGAUCAAAAUCAUAUGGGUUGUAGAUUUUGUUUGACUUCCAAGGCUCUUGCUUUUUCUUCCCCCAAGGAAUAUUCUUAACAAAGCCUACCUCAUGCUUCUAUACAUAUAUAAGAUGUAAUGUGAACUAUGCUUAUAUUCUGUUUCAAUAUUUUGCAAGAUAUGCUUAAAUACUUGCAGCUUAUCCUCAGCUGGCCAGUAUUAAAAAGUUGCUGUCUCACAGCGUGAUGGCACUAAGCCCUGGCAAAAGUUCCCUACCUAAGUUAUUUAAUGGUUGAAUGAACCUAGACUGUUUACAUCAGUUGACAGGCUUGGCUUCAUAAACUCAAUUAGUGGAAUAAUUUCUCUACAUUCGUAUUUCUGUACAUUUCAUACAUACUGUAGAUAGUACAACUGCAACUGUAUAUUUACUCUUUUCAAUAAAAUUUAAAUAUAAAAUGCAA